AUGUUACCAUUAGAGACAGUGGGAGCAUUAACACUUGUUUACUAUGUGUUCUUGGUUGGCUUAGAAGUAGACUUGAAACCAAUCACAAGGUUUUACUACAAUAAGAAAGCAAUGGUUGUUGCAAUUGCUGGUGUAGGCUUCACUUUACCAGUUGGUGCUGGCUUAUACUACCUUCUUGUAACCGACAUGGGUCAUAAAUCGUUGCCACAUUCAGAUAGUGACAAACACAUGAGAGGUGCAAUAUUUUGGGGAAUGACACUUUCUUGCAGUAGUGAGUUCCCUGAAGUUGCUAAAAUCCUUUCAGAUUUAAAGCUUCUGCUAACAGAAAAUGGACAAUUGGCUUUAACUUCAUCGUUGAUUAAUGACUUGUUAUCUUGGACACUCCUUUUGAUGGUUCUAACGCAAUUAUAUUAUGCUUCUUUUUGGUCACUACUUGUCGUCCUCGCAUUUGAGUUGGUAUGUUUUUAUUUGGUCCAUCCUUUUGCUAAUUGGCUUAUUAAAAAAGUUGGAAAUGGUGAUCGCGAGUUUGUUGAGACACAAGUGGUGAUUCUUCUUCAUAUGGUUUUGGUCAUUGGAUCAAUCUCACAUGGUUUAGGUGCACAUUCAAUAACCGGUGCUUUCUUUUUAGGAGUUAUUAUCCCAAAGGGUGCACUUAACAAUGCAGUUCAAGAUAAGGUUUUCGAUUUUGUGUCUGCAUUCAUGAUGCCACUGUUUUUUCUCAUUGUUGGGGAGAGAACUAUUAUUCAAGAUUUGGCUUUAGACACACAUUGGUUAACCGUUGUGAUUGUUAUUGUGUUGGCUUUCUUGGUAAAAAUGGUGUUUGUAUUUGUAGUUUCUUGGUUAUAUCAGAUGCCACUUUUGGAAGGAUUGUCCCUUGCACUCCUCAUGAACACUAAAGGGACAAUGCCACUAAUCAUUUUAUACACUGCCAUGGAUAGCCUAUUUGAUCAAUUAAGCAGUGAUCCGUACAAAAAAGAAAAGAAAAGGAAGUAA
Medicago truncatula (barrel medic) is the source of this 993-nucleotide messenger RNA. RefSeq names its product cation/H(+) antiporter 15. The record is from RefSeq and is a predicted model, not a curated record. The coding region runs from base 1 to 993 and encodes 330 amino acids. Lineage: Eukaryota; Viridiplantae; Streptophyta; Magnoliopsida; Fabales; Fabaceae. Gene Ontology annotation, biological process: proton transmembrane transport; regulation of pH. Gene Ontology annotation, molecular function: antiporter activity. Gene Ontology annotation, cellular component: endomembrane system; membrane. The transcript is spliced from 2 exons.